This is a messenger RNA of Hemicordylus capensis (graceful crag lizard), 3058 nucleotides long. RefSeq names its product serine protease 56-like. The transcript has 8 exons. Gene Ontology annotation, biological process: acrosome reaction; proteolysis. Lineage: Eukaryota; Metazoa; Chordata; Lepidosauria; Squamata; Cordylidae. The record is from RefSeq and is a predicted model, not a curated record. Gene Ontology annotation, molecular function: serine-type endopeptidase activity. The coding region runs from base 79 to 1866 and encodes 595 amino acids.
UGGCCCAGAGCGAGCCCCGCCCCCUGGCCGAGAAAGGGCGGGAGCGAGGGAGCCGGUCGCUUCCCUCCAAGGACGACGAUGCGGCACCAGCGGCCCCCUUUUCUCCCCGCAGCAGCAGCACCGCCACCACCAGCCGCCACCCCCUUGGCGCUGCUCCUGCUGCUGUUCUGCAAAGUUCUGGCCCCACUGAUUCCUGGUCCCGAAGACGAAUGUGGAAUAAGGCCUCUUAUGGAUGAAAAAGCGACAGAGCCUCGGAUUGUAGGUGGACGUGAUGCUCAGCCUGGGGCAUGGCCGUGGCAAGUUAGUCUUCAAGUUUACCGAUUUGGUGCUGGAUUUAUCCAUAUAUGUGGUGGAUCUUUAAUCAAUAACAACACAGUGUUGACAGCAGCACACUGCAUCGAUGAAUUGCUGGACCUAGAUUUUUUUAGGGUUGUGACUGGAAUCAAUAAUCUUUAUAGAUAUCAACCUCACACUGUAGUAAUUGGGAUUAGUGGUAUCAUGGUCCAUUCUGAUUACAGUUCCCAGAAGUAUCAAAACGAUAUUGCCUUGCUUAAACUAAAUGAGUAUAUUCCAUACAAUAACUAUAUUCAGCCUGUCUGCUUGCCUGACGCUUCUCUGGUUGUGACUAAUGAGAAUCCAUGUUAUAUAUCUGGAUGGGGAAACAAAAGACUCCAAGGUCCACUUCAGUAUACAUUAAAAGAAGCUCAGGUGGACAUUUUUUCACUGGAAAUCUGUAAUCAAAAGCGCUGGUAUAGAGGAAUGAUAACAGAGAAUAUGGUUUGUGCUGGCACUGAAAGUGGGUUUAAAGGAGGCUGCCAGGGAGACAGCGGUGGACCCCUGAUGUGCUAUUUCCCAGAUUCCACCAAGUAUUAUGUGGUGGGAAUCACCAGUUUUGGUAGAGGCUGUCCAUCAAAACAUCCAACAGUUUAUACACGUACAGCUAAUUACAGAGAUUGGAUAGAGUCACAUCUUGCCUUUAACAAUAAGAACGCUGCAAGCAUCCCAUCGCUUCUGAUCUUUUUGACAGUAGAGUGGGUAGCUUUCACAGCAGCAACCUGCCUGGAUGCAGAGAUUCCCUGCCCUCUGCAAGAGAGAGAGAGUCAGGUGCUGGUGAAACGGAGGAAGGAGCGGGCCGGGGCUCAGGCAGGCUGGCGGAGGCGCCGCUCACAUUCUCAGAAGCAGGGCGCACGCACACACAGUCGCACACACAGGCUGCUGUGCUCUGCAAGAGAGGAAGGCGCUGCGCGCUGGCUCGGCUGCUGGUUCAACGGAGGCAGGAGGGGGGCUGGGGGCGCUCAGGCAGGCUGGUGGAGGCGCCGCUCGCACUCUCAGAAAGCAGCAGGGCGCACGCACACACAGGCUGCGCCCUGCAAGAGAGGAAGGCGCUGCGCGCUGGUACAACCAAACGGCAGCAAGCAGGCUGAAGGUGGAGGCGCCGGAGCUGCUCACACUCUUGGAAGGCAGGGCGCACCAGGUCUACACAAACAUAUAUUACAGGAAGCUCAAGUGGACAUAUUCCCACUAGACAUCUGUAAUCAAGCUGACUGGUAUGGAGGAUUGUUCAUAACCCAGAAUAUGGUUUGUGCUGGUACUGAAAGUGGAAUUAUCAGUGGCUGCCAGGGAGACAGCGGUGGGCCUCUGAUGUGCUAUUUCCCAGAUGCCACCAAGUAUUAUGUGGCGGGAGUCACCAGUUUUGGCGCUGACAACUGUUCCCAAGCAAGACAUCCAACUGUCUUCACACGUACAGCUAAUUACAGAGACUGGAUAGAGUCACAUCUUGCCUUUAACAAAAAGAAUGCUGUAAGCAUUUCAUAUCUUUUUAUGUUUUUGAAUAUAGAUUGGGUAGCCUUGCAUCUUGUUGUAUGAAGAGGAAAAAUCUUCCAUUGUAUGAAAACUUUCUUACCUUGCUUUUAAAACGUAUUUUCCUGUUUUGAACAAAUACCCGCAACAAAAUUUAUUAUUUUAGCAAAUAGUGUUGAGGGCAUUCUCACAACACAAGCUGCUUGGGUUACCUCAGGCAACUUGUGUCGUCUGGAGCACCGGGAGCCCCCUGCUCUCAGCUGCUCCAGUCUAGGAAAGACCAUCUUUUCUACUUGGUAUUUUAUCAAGGUAGAAUGAACUGUGGGUUUGUUCUACCUUGGCAAUUGCCACCAGUAGAUGGCUUCCCCACAGCCCACUGCCAUUUUGGUCUGCAAGCUGGGGGAAGGAAUGGCUGUGCCAAAUGCAGCGGCUGCUCUGUUGAGAGCAGCUGCUGCGCUGCUGGUGCAGGGCACACUGGGAUGCAGGACGUCUUCCUCCCGCUCUCAGUUCUGACGUUCGCCAUGCCUCCACUCAUGUGGGCAUGCAGCAGAGGCCAAGACAGCUGCCACUCAUCUGCAGGGGAAGGCAGGGAACCUCCUCCUCCAGCCCUCCUGGUCAUUCUUCUAUAAGUACAAAAGCCAGUGUUCAGUUACAUGUAUGUGUUUUACAGAUUAUAAAUUACCUGAUGCUAAGCUUACUCUCCAGCAGGCUGAUCAAACACGGUUUAAGGCCAGUAAUUUAGCAUAUGACAGAAAUGUUUUUCCUCCAGCAAGACCAAUUAUUAUUCUAAGCAUAGUGGCUGACAUACCAUGCAGUGAAUUUGAAACAUUAAGAGUUGAUGACCACCCACUCUGCUCACAUGUGUAACCACUGUUGAAGCUGCUGCAGAACAGAGCAGCUCUGCUCCAACUUAAAGUUGCACAAACAUAGUUCUGCAACCCAAUGCCCAUUAUUUCCAAUGGGUGUCGAUUGUGCAAAUGUAUUUGCACAACUUUAAGUAGGAGCAGUUCUGUUCUGUUUCACUACAGCCCCAUGGCAGCUACACAUACACAGCAGUGUGGUCGAGUGCUCCACCACCCCAUUUCACUGUGCAGUAUCUGAGCUAGCUUCCCAAAUAUGCAAUUUCUGUUUCUAAGAUAUAGCAAAACAAUGUACACAAAAAAUGCUAAAUGUUGCCAUAUUAUUCCUGAUUUUUCAAAUAAAAGAUGUUUUAUAGCUGAAUACAGAUGUUAUUUAUAAAUAUACACAGUUUCUUGAA